AUGUCCCAAGCUUCUGCAUCUGUUGUGACCACGAAAAGACAAAAGGCGCUCCUUACUAUGAAAGGUUACUCGUCGAAUUGGGACUGUACACGCUCAAACGAAGAGAUCCAGGACAAGACAGAAUUAGAGGAAGACGAGAGGUCUCCUAGCUGUCUUGAUUCGCUUCGAUCAUAUAUCACAAAGUGUUUCACAGGCACCACGUCUGGUAACCCUGCUUUGCAGCUACCUGUACCCAGCAAGGACGUUGCAGAAAAGCACAUGCCCUCCCAAGCUGCUUCAAAAAUCGCAGUCCUCCGCCCAGAUAAGACUGGAAAGUACCCAUGUGGUCAAUGCAGUAAAACUUUCAGCUGCAUAGAUCCCUACAUCUUCCACAUACAAGAAUGCCAUAAGGCAGAAACGCCAUCUGAUCUCCUGGUGUCGCACUACAGAUCGAACAACCCGGAGGUAAAGACAGUAGAUCGAACAUCCACACCGAGGGUUGAUACCGCCAAUCUUCACUCGCUUACGACUCUGCCACAUACUGUUGCUUCUUCUGUUGCAUCCGAUAAGACGCUUGUGAAAGCAUUGCAUCCAGGCUGCUUUGAUCAAAUCGCAGCGUGCAAACAGACCUCGCAAACGAUAGAGGUUGCAGAUGCAAUCCUCAACAACAGCAUCGACGCAGUCCUAUCCAUUGAGUUUUGUUUUGCGACUAGCAAAGGUGUUCGCAGCUGCAGAGUGCUUGUUCUUACCCAGUCUGACACAGUCAGGCUUCUGCAAGUUGUAAGCCUCAGUGCGCUCCUUGUACAUAAGCGUAUUGUAAGGCAGAUGCGAUAUAUCCUAGGCGAUCAUGCUUACGAACAGGCACUGUUGAUGCAACAGAGGCGCAUCUUCUUGCCGUGUCCUGUUUACUCAGGCUCCCCAACUGAAGAGAUACUAGGCAAAUCUGAGAUUGGAGAAUUAGUAAAAGACAAGGAGGUCUUACUUGAGCAGUGCUCUCCGCUUCUUCAGUCGUACGCUCACUUAAUUUUGAAUCUGUAG
Messenger RNA from Ascochyta rabiei, 1017 nucleotides. RefSeq lists its product as uncharacterized. The transcript is spliced from 3 exons. The coding region runs from base 1 to 1017 and encodes 338 amino acids. NCBI's taxonomy places the organism in Eukaryota, Fungi, Ascomycota, Dothideomycetes, Pleosporales, Didymellaceae. The record is from RefSeq and is a predicted model, not a curated record.